Daphnia pulicaria is the source of this 1109-nucleotide messenger RNA. RefSeq lists its product as uncharacterized. The record is from RefSeq and is a predicted model, not a curated record. Bases 1 to 885 code for a protein of 294 amino acids. The transcript has 3 exons. Lineage: Eukaryota; Metazoa; Arthropoda; Branchiopoda; Diplostraca; Daphniidae.
AUGAAGUUGGCCUUGAUCUUCCUGUCCAUUUUUGUGGCCAUUUCUCAUCAGCAAUAUUUCCAUCCGCGGAUGAUGUUCGGGUUCCCUUGGAUGUCACCGUUUGCUCAACAACCCGUAGCCGAAAAUGAUUAUAACGAGGAGAUGUACCCAGACCUAAUAGGAUACAGCAGUCGCAAUGGCAUCGAUCAAGAAGAAAGAUUUGCAGAUACUCAGUCAAGGAUCAAAGUCUACGGCAAAAACUUCAACGGAUUGAGCCGCUACCGUCUCAAUCCCUCAAUUAAUGAUCAGCAGAACGCGCGAUUUUUUUUUAACUGGGCCAACACGGGAAACAACGGCCUCUUUUCAAUCUUCAACAGCAUUCCUCUUUUCAAAACAGCGACGUUUACCUCGACGCAAACUUUGACCCUCAUCUCGGUCGUGUCUUGUGUUCCGGGUGAUCAAGUAAUUGACGCGCCUCCUGCUUGUCGUCGCAAGCGAGAAGAUUUCCGUGAAAAUCCGGAAUCAGACAGUCAAUUUGAAAUCCAUCCUUCAGAAACUAUUAAAGUCAUUACAACAGCCACAGCUUCUGAUUCCUUGGCAAAUGAUCAAAGCUUGGAUCUUGUUUUGUCGUCUAAAGACGAUAUCACUCAAAGUGAAAUGGGUAUAGGUCCAGACGACAAGAAUAAGAGAGGGAAACGAUUUUUCAUCAACAGAAACCAAUUUAUUGUCACUUCAGUCGUUACCACAUACGCGUUUGUGAAUCAGACUAUUACGGCAACUGUUAAUCUGUUGAGCCCACCACCAGCAGCAGGUGCUGCAAAUCCUUGUGAUCCCACCGUUGCCGGUGCAUUUUGUGUACCCUGUCUACCGACUGGCUUCAUUGUCUGUCCUGCCGCUGCUGGCUAAAUCGGAAAAUGGAGACUUAAUUUCAUAGUGAAUGUAUUGAAGGAAAUGUAUUAAAUUCACGACUGGGGUGCGUUUUAUGAAAACAUAAACUUUUAAGUUGAGGCGCAUGUUGAUAUUAGAACACAUUAUGGCAGUCUACACCAUUUAUGCAGCACUAUCCUAUUAUAAGUUGCUGAAUUUUGUAGAGUUCUUAUUUGAUUAAAGUAAUUUCAAUUUAAUUUUCA